AUGGCAAAUCUUAAUGUUAUUGAAGCUGUUCGUUUUUAUGUAAGACGAAUGAUUGAAGAUUGUCAUGAUAAUAUAAAAGGACUCAUUAUGGAUAAAGAAACGGCUUCAAUUGUCAGUAUGAUCUAUGCUCAAUCUGAACUUCUUCAAAAAGAAGUCUUUCUUUUUGAACGUAUUGAUAGUACAGGACAAAAAUCACUGAAAUCUCUAAGUGCUAUCUGUUUUAUAAGACCUACUGAAGAAAAUUUGGAAACAUUAGUACGUGAAUUACACGAUCCAAAAUAUGGAAGUUAUUAUAUUUAUUUUAGUAACUUUAUUCAAACAAAUGCUAUCAAAACUUUAGCUGACGCCGAUGAAUUUGCAUGUGUACGAGUUAUACAAGAAUUUUAUGCAGAUUAUUUAGCAAUAAACCCUCAUGUAUACUCACUUAAUAUUCCAACUACGUAUCACAAAUACUACGAAUGGAAUGAUAGUGUAUUGCAUCGAACAGUUCAAGGAUUGGUUUCAUUGAUAUUUUCAUUAAGAAGUAGAAACAUAAUUAUUCGUUUUCAGAAGUCAUCAAAUAUGGCACAAACACUUGCUGAUAGAAUAUAUAGUACUAUGAAAACUCAAACCGAUUCUAUCACAUCAAAUAUUAAUGAUACGAGCCAAACAAUUGUUCUAAUUGUGGAUCGACGUGAAGAUGCAAUAACUCCAUUGAUGAAUCAAUGGACAUAUCAAGCAAUGGUUCAUGAACUGAUUGGUAUAAAAAAUAAUCGUGUUAAUCUAAGUCAAGUACCAGGAAUUAAAAAAGAACUUGAAGAAGUGAUAAUGAAUGCAGAACAUGAUGAGUUUUAUGAAACUAAUCUCUAUAGUAAUUUCGGUGACAUAGCAACGAAUAUAAAAGCAUUGAUGGAAGAUUUUCAAGAAAAACAUAAAAAUCAAUCGAAACUUGAAUCAAUUAGUGAUAUGAAGACAUUUGUUGAAACAUAUCCACAGUUUAAAAAAUUAUCUGGUACUGUAUCGAAGCAUGUGACCAUUGUUAGUGAAUUAUCACGUCUUGUUGGUCUCUACAAUUUACUUGAAGUUAGCGAAAUAGAACAGAAUCUUGUUUGUCAAAGUGACCAUAACGAUAUAGUUCAAAAAAUCAAACGUUUAAUGCAUGAUGAUAAAGUUCGAAAUGAAGAUAUUCUUCGACUUUUAUGUUUAUAUGCAUUACGUUAUGAACAUCAAUCAAACAAUGAAUUGAAUGCACUUAAAAAUGAAGCGCAAAAUCGUCGACAAUUAUCCGAAAAAAAUAUUCGUUUCAUCCCAGCUUUACUUAACUAUGGAGGUCAAAAGUUUCGACAAACUAAUUUAUUCAAUACUCAGACACCAAUGGCUAUAACACGACAAUUUAUUCGAGGAUUGAGAGGAGUUGAUAAUGUCUAUGCACAACAUGUACCAUUAAUAAAAGAUUUACUCGAACAAUUAUUACGUGGUAAACUGAAGGACACAUUCUAUCCGAAUGUGAGUGCCAAAGAUCAAAUAAAUCCAAAUAAUCGUAAUUCAGCGAAUCAAUUGCAGCCACAAGGACAGAUAAUCAAACCAAGUGAAAUUAUUGUUUAUACGAUUGGUGGUAUAACAUAUGAAGAAUCAUUACAUGUUCAUAUGAUGAAUAAACAAGGCGCACGGAUUAUACUUGGGGGUUCUUAUGUACACAAUUUUUCAUCAUUCAUUGAUGAAGUAAUGGCUGGUGCAUCAUGA
Messenger RNA from Rotaria socialis, 1722 nucleotides. The record is from the annotation of a GenBank genome assembly. Lineage: Eukaryota; Metazoa; Rotifera; Eurotatoria; Philodinida; Philodinidae.